Cheilinus undulatus (humphead wrasse) is the source of this 6291-nucleotide messenger RNA. Its product is annotated as phenolphthiocerol/phthiocerol polyketide synthase subunit C-like. The record is from RefSeq and is a predicted model, not a curated record. Gene Ontology annotation, biological process: fatty acid biosynthetic process. NCBI's taxonomy places the organism in Eukaryota, Metazoa, Chordata, Actinopteri, Labriformes, Labridae. Gene Ontology annotation, molecular function: 3-oxoacyl-[acyl-carrier-protein] synthase activity; fatty acid synthase activity. The coding region runs from base 1 to 6291 and encodes 2096 amino acids. The transcript has 6 exons.
AUGGGAGAAUCUGAAGAUGGUAUUGCUGUGGUCGGCAUCGGAUGCAAUUUUCCAGGAGGGGAAGGGCUCGACAACUUCUGGAAGGUUCUGUUGGAGGGAAGAAACUGUUCUGUACCAGUUCCCAGAGAAAGAUUUGACUUGGCCAGCUGGUAUGACCCCGAUGACAACAAAGCAGGAAAAUCCCACACAGCCAAGGCUGCUCUGAUUGAAGGGUUCAAUGAUUUUGACCACAAGUUUUUUGGCAUCAGUGACAGUGAAGUGGAACAAAUGGACCCUCAACAAAAGCUGCUUCUUCAGGUCGUCUACAGAGCUUUAGAAAAUGCUGGAAUCCCUCUGGAGAAGGCCAGUGGGACCAGGACCGGAGUCUUCAUAGGCCUGAUGAACAGAGAUUAUGAGACCAACGCUGCACAUGUGCACCCGAGUGUGAUCAACCACUGGACCGGCACUGGGCUCGCUAUGAGUAUCGCAGCAAAUAGAGUCUCGUACAUCUUCAACUUCACUGGGCCCUCACUGUCCGUAGACUCCGCCUGCUCCUCAUCUCUGGUGGCGCUUCAUUUUGCCUGUCAGUCCAUCAGACAAGGUGAUUGUGACAUGGCUGUUUGUGGAGGAGUCAACUGUAUCAUAGAGCCGAGGGUUUUUGUUGCUCUCAGCAAGGCCAAGAUGAUCUCACCUGAGGGAACCAGCAAACCUUUCUCCCACAGGGCAGAUGGUUACGGCAGAGGGGAAGGCUGUGGGGUUGUUCUCCUAAAGCCACUGAAAAAGGCCAUACAGGACCAUGACAACAUCUGGGGUAUUAUCAGCAAAACAGCUGUCAACCAAGAUGGACACUCCGUAACCCCGAUCACCAAACCAUCCACCAAACAACAAGAGGAACUCCUGCAAAGGAUCUACUCCGGAUCUGACCUUGCAAAUGUCCAGUACAUAGAGGCACAUGGGACCGGAACUCCAGCUGGAGACCAAACAGAAGCAAGAAGCAUCUCAAAUAUCAUCGCCAAGGCCCGACCUCCCACUUCAAAGACAUUGAGGAUUGGCUCAGUGAAGGGCAACAUAGGACAUACAGAAUCAGCCGCUGGAGUGGCCGGACUCAUUAAGGUUCUCCUUAUGAUGAAGCAUGAGACCAUGGUCCCAACAGUUUUCUACUCUGAAGAGACUGCCGCUGUAGAUGCCAGAGCACUGAACGUUAAGGUCUCAACAGAAGCAGAAAAGUGGGAAGCACCCGGUGAAAGGAUUGCCGGAGUUAACAGCUUUGGCUUUGGGGGUACAAAUGCUCAUGUCAUUGUCAAACAGCACAAACAAUCAUGCCCCAAGCAAGGGCAUGAUGCAAAACAGGUUAGGUAUUUUGUCUUGUCAGCUAAUUCACUGAAAUCACUUACUCUAAUGAUAAAAGACACCAUCAAAGAGCUAGAAGCAGACAGCAAAACUGAUCUGGACUCUCUGUUGUACACAGCCGCGUGCAGGAGAAGCCAUCUAAAACAUAAAUACAGGAAGGCAGUUGUGGUUUCAUCCAUAGCUGAUCUUAAAGAGAAGUUAAAUGCCACUGUAGGUAAGAAUAUUAGCCAGUCUCACUCAGAUCCAAGGUUAGUGUUUGUUUUUUGUGGUAAUGGCGUCACCUACCAUGGAAUGUGCAAACAGCUACUAAAACACGAACCUGUAUUUAGGGGAAAGGUGAGGGAGAUUUCACAGCUUUUCCAAAGACUGAACAAGUUCAGUGUCUUAGACAGACUUGAGAGUGAAUUGGAGGGCCGUGACUCCCCAAAUCCAGAUGUUGUCCAACCACUGCUCUUUGCUAUCCAAGUUGGGAUUACCAGCUUGCUCAGACACUGGGGUGUCAGGCCAGAUGUCAUACUCGGACACUCUGUUGGGGAGGUUGCAGCUGCUCACUGUUCUGGCCUCUUGUCUCUUGAGGAUGCUGUAAAAGUCGUACAUGUCCGCAGCUCUCUGCAGAGCAGAGUCACUGGAGGGAAGAUGCUCGUGGUGAGCAACGUGGCGGUAUCGCAGGUAGCUGCUUUUCUUCCCAAAUACUCUGGUAGAAUCUCUUUUGCAGCCUUUAACAGCCCACAGUCCUGUACCCUCUCAGGUGAUGCAGAUGCAAUCGAGAGCCUUCGCAAGGAGCUAAGUGCUUCAACCGACCACAAGAAGCUUUUCCUUCAUUUACUGGAUGUACCUGCUGCUUACCACAGCCACAUGAUGGACCCAGUUCUCAAACAGGUCGAGGAGACCAUCGGAUCCUUACAGGUGAAUGGCCUUGACGCAGAGUUGUUCUCAACAGUGACAGGAAAGGAAGCUCAGCAAGGCGAUUUCUGCACUGGGAAAUACUGGGCUAGAAACAUCCGUGAGCCAGUAGCUUUUGAGCAAGCAGUGAGAUCAGCAGCACAAGGAAAGAAGAAUAGAAGUCCUAUCUUUGUGGAGAUAGGACCGAGAAGAGCACUGCAGAGAAACAUCAUGGAGACUUUGGGUGAUGAAACAGCUGUUCUUGCAUGUGCACAGCCAGGAAAAGAUCAUGAAAUAUUAGUUUCUGUUGUGUCCAGGCUCUUUGAACUGGGAGUCCAUGUAGAUUGGGACAUCUUCUACGGAAGAUUUUUGACCAUGCCUCUUCCAAUUCCAAAAUACCAGUUUGAUUGUUUGAGCAGAGAUGUCAUCAUCGGGGCGGCACAGAAAAACACAAGCAUUCACCCUGUGCUCUUUCAGACAGGAAGUGAAAGGAACAUCUACAGCUGUGAUCUGACGUCUGACUCUUCUUUCUACCUGAAGGAACACAAGCACAAUGGUGUACCGAUCAUACCUGGUGCUUUCUACGCUGAGCUGGGUUUAGCUUCAUUCAUGGCCAGUGCUAAACCAAAAGUACCGCUCAGCUCAUUACAGCUCAGCAUCAGCUUUCACAGUCCUUUUGUUCUAACUCAGAACUCCCCUGAAAUGAGAGUGCAGCUACAGACAACAGGCACAGGAGCACGGUUCGAAGUACACUCCUCCUCUGCAACAUACGCAUCGGGUACAGUAGUUUUAAGGAAGCAGAGGCUGAUAGAGGAGCAGUGCAUUUCACGUAGCUCCAUCUUGGAAAGGUGCAAAUCUGUAGUGAGUGCCCACAGGUUCUAUGAGUGCCUCUCUCAAGGAGGCUUUCAGUAUGGAGCGGUCUUUCAGAAUAAGGGAGAUGUAUACUAUGGUGAAGAACUUAAAGAGGCCUUUGCAGUCGUUACAGCUCCAGAAGAAAUCAGGUCUCAGUUGCACGACUACUGCAUUCAUCCUGUUUUGCUGGAUUUCAUGAUGCAGCUUCUUCCAGUUACAGUACAGCACAUUUUUGCAGGUCGACUAGGGUUUCCAACCAAAAUAGGAAGUCUGUCUGUUUGUGAACCCUUGCAAGAUGAGAUGAUUGUCUAUUUGAGAGCAACAAACGUAGGGACGGAUCACUUUGAGGUUUGUGGCUGCUUUGCAGAUAAAGAAGGGAGAGUUUUGGUUGAAGUUAAGCAUGUGAUACUCAAGUAUCUCAGAAGUGCCACUCAUGUGGUUGAGGAGUAUUUCUAUCACAACGCUUUCAGUGUUAUUCCGAAAGGCCUCGCGUCUGCACCUCCUCCAAGGGCCUUGGUCUUUAGUGACCACAUAGGGAUCACAAAUGGCCUCCAACAAUUUUUGGACUCACGGUCUAGAUACAUUUCCUGCACUUGUGCAAAUGAUCUCUUGAGCCACGGGUUUCCAUCUCUAUUGGUGAAUCUCAACAUAACAGACAUAAAGGAAAACUUUGAUGAGAUCUUAUUUUUGUGGGGUAAAGAAGACCUCACUUCACUGGCUGCUGAUGUCGUCCUGAAGAACUUGGUGUGCUCCUGUGAGAUUUUACGACAAAUAGUCGUAGAGUUGAAACAAAUUCACUUCCCAAACCCCAUCAGAACAAUCACCUUUUGUUCAUCUGACCUCACCGUGGGCCACAUAAAUCCAGGCUUUGCUCUUUCUGGUAUGACAAGAUCACUUGCUGCAGAGAUACCAGACCUUCCAUUUCAGCUCAUUGAUAUACACUCUAUCACUGCCCAGGACAUUGAAGCGCUCUCUAAGGUCCUCAGGUCCUGCCCUUGCAGCAAGUACCCCGAGCUUGUGGUCAAAGACGGGCUGAUUCUGAAACCUGCAAUUGUCCGUACUCCACCUGAAAUCUCAGACUCUCCAAAGGCUUCUGUAGCGUCUGAGUAUCACGUGCUCCAAACAGCUGAUGCAUAUCAGAUGGUUCAUCUGAAUUCCGUUCACUUUAAAGAGAAGGCCGAGCCACUCAGUGAUACAUCAGUUGAAAUUUGGCCCACUCAGAUAUGUGUUCAUUCAUCUGACUACUUCCCUGUCAGUGAUUCACACCUGAGAUUUGGCGAGACGCUUUACUGGAACAAACACUCAUCGCAGAACCACAAGAUGCUGGCUCUUGACUUCAAUGGGACGAUUACGGCAGUGGGAAAAGAUGUCAGGAAACUUAAAGUGGGGGACCGUGUGGCUUCUUGCUAUCCUGUGGUGGCAGCCAGCAGGGUCAGGGUCCCAGAGGACGUGUGCUACAGUACCAAACGGUUCCAAUUCCUCCAAAAACAACCCUGCGUUUCCUACUUCGCAUUGGCGUGGGAGAUCCUGCACCAAGCCUUGCCCAGAGCCAAAGGUAAUCUAGGAAUCAUAUCUCCAGUGCCAGAUUCUGCUCUGGUGAAAGUCUUGGCUCUCAUCUUUUCCAAAUUGGGUUGGAAUGUGAUUGCUGGAACACACUGCAAUGGCACUUUUGUAGCUGCAAGUCAAAUUGAUGCAUUUGUCAUCCUGCCUCCACUUUAUGAAGCUCUGACUCCCAAAAUCUGCAACUUUCCAGGUGUUCGACAUGUCGUCUUUGUUUGUGAUUCUCACAUGCAGCACUUGCUAUCUCAGGAUGUGUUCUACAGCCUGAAGGAAAGCGUUCAUGUGCAGACGAUUCAGAUGCCACUCGUUUUGCAAAAAGGAUCCUUGAGAGCUAAAGGGCCACGCAUUUAUAAGUGGCUGAAGAUCUUGAACUUGAAUGGAAAAGUUGCUCUGGAAAGCUACACCUUUAAGAGCAAAAAAUCUGGAAGCAUCAACUCAGAGAAACCACAAUCAUACUUCAGCUCAAAGAAGCUGGCUGUUGUUGCUUUAGAGGAAAAUAUCAGCAGUACUCGGUCUGACAUUCCAUCGCUGCCGUCACAGAAACAGUUGUUCCAAAAGAGAGCAGUGUAUAUUGUGGCUGGCGGUCUCUCAGGUCUAGGCUUUGAAACAGUCAGGUUUAUCUCACAGAGAGGUGGUGGGUAUGUUGUUAUACUCUCCAGGAGCAAAUGCACACCAGAGGUACAGCAGGAGAUACACAGCAUAGAGAAUCAGUGUAGAAACUGCAUCACAACCAUGGAGUGUGAUAUAUCCUUGUCCCGGUAUUUACACAAAGUCAUCAAUCUCAUUGGCCAAAAGUUCUCAAACUGUCCAAUCAAAGGAGUUUUCCACAGUGCAGUCGUCCUGCACGAUGGUCUCAUUGAGACCCUUGACAGAUCCCUUUAUGAGAAAGUCCUCAGACCUAAAGUAAACGGUGCGCUGAAUUUGCACCAUGCAACCCAGCACUGUCCGUUAGAUUACUUCGUGUGUCACUCCUCCAUCUCAGCUUUUCUGGGAAACGCCGCCCAAACCAACUACGCUGCUGCCAACACAUUCCUCGACAUGCUCUGUCACUACCGUCGCAAACUCGGGCUCCCCGGACAGUCGAUCAACUGGGGCGCUCUAAACCUCGGUCUGCUCUUGAACAAAGAUCACUUCCAGCGGUUUCUCGAAGCAAAGGGGAUGAUGGUGUUGGAUGUGGCUGAAAUUCAUCAGAGCUUGGAGCAAUGCCUUCUGCUCAAUCGACCACAACAGGCUGUGUGUAGGUUUCACUUCAGAAACAUCAGGUACAACAUCCUGUCUCAAAACGCAGCCUUGACUACACGCCUGACAGCUUUAGUAGAGGAGGCGUUCCAGAAAUCUAAAGAGAUGGAUUCUCGGUUUAAGCCGACUGCAUCUGUGUCACCAACAGAUUUCAUUCUUUCUCUGCUUUCUGAGACAACCGGCAUAGAAGAAAGGGAGCUGGAGGAAGAAUGUCUUAUUUCAACUUUAGGGAUCGAUUCGAUGCAAGCCAUGACUCUGCAGAAUGUCAUCUUUCAGGAGAGAGGUGUGAACGUGCCUUUGGUGAAACUGUUGGAUCCAAAUGUCACUGUAUCAUCAGUAGCAGCUCUACUGAGUGAGGCUGAAAAUAUUAGUGAUAACCCAAAAUCACUUCUGAUUCAAGACAUGGAUGAUGUUUCGACUAAACUAUAA